Molecule: messenger RNA, 3947 nt
Organism: Macrosteles quadrilineatus (aster leafhopper)
Lineage: Eukaryota; Metazoa; Arthropoda; Insecta; Hemiptera; Cicadellidae
Product: protein unc-13 homolog 4B-like
Exons: 25
Coding region: 223-3789 (1188 amino acids)
Source: RefSeq, a predicted model, not a curated record
UCUCAGUGUAGUGUCAGUUGUGGCGGUGGUGGGCGAUGGUUGUGUUGCGGUAAAGUGCGUGUAGUGCGUGUGGAUACGGUUGUGAUCGCCGCAGACAUGUUGUGAUGUAGUGUUGAAAGUCUUGUAGGUAACGGAUGUUGCUAGCCUCUUCUCGUCCUGUUCCUGUAGCACCUCUGUGUAGUGUUUUUCACAUGCCUACCCUUGUGUGAGUGACUUUACACCAUGUACUCUUGUCUGCACACCCCGGUGAUGCUGAUCUCGGUCCAGCGUCGUCCUCUGUCAGGACUGCACGACGAGGACCCCACGGGCAAGGAGACGGAGGACGACGCCCCCCUGGGUGCCUGCAUGGACGCCACAGUGAUGCGCCUCAAGCGGCGAUGGUGUCGGGGACGACGCGCUGUCGUCAGGACCGUGGUCAAUCCCUGGGUACGGUGGAGAGGUCGCCGGGUUCAUCCCAUCUACUGCCCGGAGGGGCUCAACAAGAUCCAGGAGUUGGACGGAGGUUUCUUCGAGAGGUUUGGGUCGCUGGGACAGAAGGAGCAGCAGGCCGCACCUGAGGAUGACCCCGAGCCGCCGCAGGACGAUGUUGAGGAAGAGGCAGUCAAGAAGGAGAUCAAGAAAGAUCUCCUGGCAGAGGCCAUCGGUCUUAACAUUGAUGAGCUGUACCUGGAAGUCCUUUAUGAAGUGAUCCACACAGUCGGCUGCAUGAAGGAGCUUGGAGAACAGGAGGUCCUGUUGCAGUACCUGCAGAAAGCUUUCAGAAUGGACACAGAGAAACACCAAACACUUCUUGAACAAGCAAGGAGUAAAGAGCCUCCAAAUAUUCUGCUGAAUGUGCAGAUUGUGGAAGCCAAAGAACUCCCCCCUAAAGACGCAAAUGGUCUAAGUGAUCCGUUCUGCACUCUUUACCUGAGCUCAGACCCCAGACAUCGCUACAACACUUCUGUCAAGGAGCAGACACUCAGUCCUAUCUGGGAGGAGCACUUCUCUCUGCCUAUUGACACCCCAAGUGAUGAAUCCCUUUGCAUUGAAGUUUGGGACUUUGAUCCAGCAGAAACAGUGAGAGAAAAAAUGACAAAGUUUACAGAUGUGAAGGGUGUCAAAGGAUUUCGGAAAUUAAUCAAGGAAAUUGCAGUCACAGCUUCCACCGGCAAACAUGACAAUGAAUUUAUUGGCAAUGCAAUUGUUCAGCUAAAGAACAUACCUGCUACUGGACAAAUCAUGUGGGUGAAUCUAGAAAAGAAAAAUAAGGUUCGCCGUCAAGGAAUUGUUAGAGUGAAAAUUGCCUUUAGCACUGAAAAAAAUUCCCAAGCAGCAACACAAGAACACAGACAUCUUCUGAGGAUAUUUGCGAUGCACGAAAUUGAGGCUUUACAGUCUGAGGAAGGGGUAGAGUGGAACGGAGGGUUGAGUGCUGCUGCGGAGAGUAUUCUGCAGCAACACGUUGCGCAGAGCAGCAUGACAGAAACAGACGAGGCUCUGGCGAAGUGGGUCGCGUAUGCAGCCAUCAACACCACUCAUGCAGUAAGCUGUGCAGCCUUCCAUUCAGCACUGCAGAAGCUGAUCAGACCCAUCAACAAUGGACUACUCACGGACGAAGAGUUUAAAUCAUUUUGGGAUGCUGCAAAGAAAAUGUUACCAUCAUGUUUCAAAACUAUCAAAAAACUUCGAAAACUACCUCCAGCAGAAAAGAGCACCACAACUCUCCUUACAAAUACCCUUAGCAUAUUAUCAACACUGAAUUCCAUGCAGUUACCAAAGGGUUUAGACCUGUUUCCUCAGUCAGUGUAUGGUUGGCUCACUCGAUCCACAAACUGUGAUAUUCGUUCUGUCGUGGAAGAGGCAAUAACACAGGCAGCCGUGGACUGGUUCAUCCACCUCACCGAUCACAGCAAACCUGAAGACAGUUCAGAAAAGUCCAAUUUGAAGCACAAAAUUAAUAUUGUUAGAUUGAUUAAAUCGGAUCUUCAAAAGGCCAUCGAAUUCCAUGAAAAGUUGUUUGUCACGAUGAUACAAGUUUCUUAUGCGAAGACUUUGUAUACCAUUUUUGAGUGUAAAGUAAGUGAAAUGACUGAGCCUUUAGUGAAUGACAUCUGUGCAAGUCUAAAACCCCUGAGGUAUAAGGACAAUUCUCACACAGCCAACAUGGAGGACGACCCCCUGGCACUGGGAACAAGUCUGUUUGAACUCUACAUUGAACUUCAGAGGCUGUCAGUCCUAGGUACAGCAAUCUGCCCAUCGGAGUCUGAUAACUUCCACAUCACUCGGUUCCACACAUGGUUCCAUCGUGGAGUCGCUCACUGGCUAGAUAUUGCAGUUUACAAAGCAAUGCAUCGCAUACAGCGAGCCGUGGAACUUGAUGAACUCAUCCCUAUAGAUUCAACUGUCAGAUACUCUUCUUCUGCUGUUGACACCCUUCAUAUAUACCACCAGAUAAAAACAUUCUGGCAACAAUUGUCGUGGCCCGAUGUUGAAGGAUCAUACACGUUCGUUGCAAAAAUCAUGGAUGACAUUUGUAGGUGUUCAGAUCACUAUGCAGAUAUCAUGGCUUCGAGAGUAGAGAAGAUGGGUGAAACUCAAACUGUCUACCAGAAGAAAUUUGAAGUUACAAAUGAGUGGUGCUUGGCUAUCAACAAUAUUGACUAUGUGCGCCAGUCAAUCCAGCCGUUUGUUAAAGAACUGGGGUUGGAUGACAUCAUCAAGAAAUUGGCAGAGUUUCAGAGUCACUCAGCGGCUGAACAUUGUAGGGAAACAUUGCAACUAGUCUUGGAUAAUGCAGUGGAGACGGUCAAAAACAAAAUUUUGGACCUCUUGGAAACAGUUGUUGAGAAGAUGAGUCCAGCAAUCAGGAGGUUUUUAAUGGAAGGAGCAGAGUUGGCAGAUCAAGAGAAUAACUCUGUUGAUCGACUGAUGCAGUACCUAGACGAGAACUUGACGACUCUUGGCUCUCAACUGAACCCCGACAACUUUGACAGAAUUCUCAACAUUACAUUUAACAAGCUGGCAAACAUCAUGUAUGAGUUGGUUGAGAAUGGGCUCGAGAAAAGGAAGCCACCACCUUUUUUUGCCAAUCUGCACAAAACUCUGCAUGUGUUGAUGGGUUUCUUUAGACAAGGGGAGAACAAUCAGAACAAUAACAAUGAGAUGAUGUCCCAGAUAGAGAGGUUGCUGACCUUACAUGGGAUGGACACUCCAGAGCUCGUCAUGCAGGUUCACAUCGCACGCCUAGAGGAACAGAGGAAGAUGGCGACCACACCCAUGGGUCUGCUGACAGUAAGACUACAGUUUGUCCACGACACACUACGUUUGGAGGUCCUCAAUGCUAGGAACCUCAAGCCCUUGGACUCCAAUGGUUCUUCUGAUCCUUAUGUGAAAAUUCACUUAUUGCCUGAGGAGCUCUUUGCAGAUGUAAAAAGGCCAAGGACAAAAGCUCAAAAACAAAACUUGUUUCCUCUAUUUGAUGAGACUUUCACAAUCCAGCUAACCAGGGAGCAGAGACAAGCUAAAGACGCCAUGUUGCUGUUCAUGGUCAAGGACCAAGACUACUUUGGUGUAACUUCACAGUUUCUGGGAGAGGCUUACUUCCCUUUCAGUGAGAUUCCUACAACGACCAUGGAGACCAAUCUACGAGAGAUGCAACAGACGCAUCUCAAACUCAGCAAGCCGACGGAGUCUAGUUUGGAAUGUGAUGCGAUGAAAGCUUUGGAUCACCGACAAGGUGAAAAAUUAGCAAAAGAUUUUAUAAAACGACAAAGGUCCAAACAUAACCACAGCAAUGUGCCCUCAUAAAUGACAUUUUAUGGUUGUACAUAAAUAGAUCUGUUGUGUUUCUAUUAUAUUUUGUAUAUUCGUAACUGUACAUUUGACUGUUCCUGAGUGUAUUGUAAAAUAUGAUUAUGUGUAUACUAGUUUAAAAGCAAAUAAAAUUUAAUUUAUUUUUAAUUUUA